UCAUCCGAAACCUGUAAAACCUAAUUGCAGGCACACCGACUAGAAUCCACCGUCUACCUCGGAGGAGGAGUAGCGACCUUCACCUUUACAAAGGCCUAAAUCGGAAAGAAAAUGACCUACUAAUGGCGAUUUUUAGGUCUCUUAAAGCUCUAAUCAAGAAGAAUCCCAGUCGGUUCAAAACCUUCCUUACGACCACCACAUGUACAAUUUCAGCUCCCUUCUCGCCGCUUUCUUCUUUUCCAUCCCAGCCUCUGUCUCCCUUCGGAUAUCACUCAACGAGGCUUCUUUCUCCUCUCUCAAAAUUGAUUUUUCCCUUUCAUGGUCCUCUUUUCCUGUCGUCUCCGCCAUGGAAGCUUUUGCAGUCCGCCACUCCCCUUUAUGUACAAGGAAAUAGAAUUAUUUUGCACAGAGUUGAAGCUUUAAAUUCUGGAUUCAAUUUGCUUCGCAGAACCAAUCUUCCCCUCAGAAUAGGAUUUGGGUCAGUAUCAUCCGGGCCACACUUGUUGGAUCGAUCGGAUUCGAACACAACAAAUGAUAAUUUGGUACAUGGCUUCGUAAAUUUGCCCAACUUAAUUUCAGUAAGCCGGUUAAUUUCCGGUCCUUUUCUUGGAUGGAUGAUAUCAAACGGCUGGUACUCUUCGGCGAUGGUGGGAUUAGCUAUAUCAGGAGCAACCGACUGGCUAGAUGGAUAUACCGCCAGAAAAUUGGGAAUAAACUCUGUAGUGGGUUCUUAUCUGGACCCUUUGGCUGACAAGGUUCUCAUUGGAUGUGUUGCUUUGGCAAUGGUGCAGAAUGAUCUUCUCCAUCCUGGACUUGUUGCCCUUGUUGUUGGGAGAGAUGUCUUACUUGUUAGUGGUGCUGUAUAUCAGAGAGCCAAUAGCUUGGGUUGGAAGUGGAGAAGCUGGCAUGACUUUUUCAAUCUUGACGGUUCCUCUCCCCAAAAGGUUGAGCCUCUGUUUAUUAGCAAGGUCAAUACUGUUUUUCAAUUGGUAUUGGUCGCUGCUGCGCUCCUGCAACCCGAGUUUGGAACACAGGAGACUGAGCUCUAUGUCACGCUCUUGAGCUGGCUAGUGGCGUCAACGACAGUGGCCUCAACAGCAGCAUAUGGAACACGGUUCAUGAAGAAGAGUUCUGAGUUGAUUGCUGGAAAAGUAUAGGGUCUAGUACUUGCAGAUUUGAGCAAAGCUUCAGAAAAAUUGUCUGAGAUCUCCAAACUUUGAUGGCAUGGAUGUGAGAAGGUCUCGGAUCAAACUGUGUUUCAACAGGCUGAAUAAAUUUCUACAACAGAAGAUUUCCCUUCGAAAUGAAAAAGAAUUUGUACUCUUUUUAAGUUUGAAUAACAUGAGCAUGUACAUAGUUCUCGGGAAUAGUUAUUUGUGCCAAGUGCACCCAAAACAUGUCUUCAUCGAAUUAUUUGUGUUUUCUCUUA
Cucurbita maxima (winter squash) is the source of this 1429-nucleotide messenger RNA. Its product is annotated as cardiolipin synthase (CMP-forming), mitochondrial. The coding region runs from base 123 to 1157 and encodes 344 amino acids. Gene Ontology annotation, biological process: cardiolipin biosynthetic process. Gene Ontology annotation, cellular component: membrane; mitochondrion. The record is from RefSeq and is a predicted model, not a curated record. Lineage: Eukaryota; Viridiplantae; Streptophyta; Magnoliopsida; Cucurbitales; Cucurbitaceae. Gene Ontology annotation, molecular function: cardiolipin synthase activity. The transcript is spliced from 8 exons.